This is a messenger RNA of Micromonas pusilla CCMP1545, 309 nucleotides long. RefSeq lists its product as uncharacterized. The coding region runs from base 1 to 309 and encodes 102 amino acids. The transcript has a single exon. NCBI's taxonomy places the organism in Eukaryota, Viridiplantae, Chlorophyta, Mamiellophyceae, Mamiellales, Mamiellaceae. The record is from RefSeq and is a predicted model, not a curated record.
AUGUGGGACGACCUCAUCGCCGUGUGCGUCGAAACCCCAGGCGCGACGCGAAAGCUGUUGGACGCGAUAGGGAGGGGCGACGCGCGCGGCGCGGAUCCGCGGCGGGUGGUGGAGCGGCUCCCCGCGGGCGCCGUCGUCGCCGGCGCGAGAGCGGCGCUCGCGGAGGUGCUCGGCGCGCGGCGUGUGGAGGCGGAGGCGUGGCGGAGGCGACGCGAGGAGAUGGAGGGGAUCGCACGGCGGGCGCUGAGAGAGCGGGAGGAGGUGGGGAGGCGCGCGUACGACCCGGCGAAGGUGUCGUUCGCGUCGUGA